AUGAAGAGUUUUCUCAAAAAUAACCAAGUGACAGAACCUAUAACACACUUGAGCAAAUUUGUCUUUCAGAGCGUCUCAACUGUGAAGAUAGCAGAAUACAAGGAGCUUUUCGACUGUCUUUGGAUUUAUGCACCCAAGAAGCUGAACAUUAGUGCGACUAGAAAUGAAUUGAGAACUGCACUGGAAGGCAUUCCCGAUUGGUGGUUUCUCUCUAUUCAAAUGCUCGGUAUCUAUGAAAGUGCUUGUGACAUUGACGCGCUGUCUUUGGUGUCAAGAGCUCCCCACUGUGCUUCCCUCCGUAUCGAUCCAUGCUUCACCAUCGACAGCGUGACGUCACUGUUGGACUGCAUGAGGCAGAUUCAUGAAUUGAAGUACAUACGUUCGUUACACAAGGAAUCGUUACGAUAA
Molecule: messenger RNA, 408 nt
Organism: Ostertagia ostertagi
Lineage: Eukaryota; Metazoa; Nematoda; Chromadorea; Rhabditida; Trichostrongylidae
Source: the annotation of a GenBank genome assembly